AGCUUCGGCGAUACGAGAGUUCCGCCCCCCGGCGGGGCCGUCCCCCGGGCCCCGCCUCAGCCCCGGCCCCGCGCUUUCCGCGUCCGGCCCGGCCCGGCAGCACCGCCUCUCGGACGCCGGCGCGGCUAUGGCGGCGACCGGCAGCGCGGGGAGCGUGAGCGACGGCUCCGCGCUGUGGACCGAGAUGCGGGCGCUGCUGCCCCGCACCGAGCAGGAGUUGACCUUGGCGCUGAGCGGCGAGGUGGAGGACUGCAUCCUGCCGCUGCUGCGGCGGGCCCGCGCGCUGCUCUACGGCGCGGCGGGCCGGCCCGGGGCGGAGGCGGCAGCGGCGCUGGAGCGCCUCGGCGACGUCCUGCGCGACUACUCUUGGGAGAAGCUGAACGCGGGGCCGUGGAGGGAGGUCGGCAAGGGCUGGCGCCAGGUCUACGCCUACGGCUGCCUCUUCGGGGCGCUGGCCGAGGUGGCCGCGGGCCGCCCGCUAGCGCGCGCCGUGCGGCUUUGCGACCUGGGGCUGCUCCUGGGCGCCGCCGUCCUGGAUAACGUCCUGGCGCGCCUGGUGCGCGCGCUGCAGCCGCUCCUGCCCCGCGCGGUGCCGCGCGACGGAGCCCGCGCCGAGAGGGUCCGGCCGCAGCCGCCGCCGCCCCCCGCGGUACAGCCGGAGGAGGUGAUUCCGCACCUUCAGUGUCCUUCGCUGGAGCACUUCAGAGACAACUACCUCAUUCCCCAGCGGCCUGUGGUCCUGGAGGGCGUCAUGGACCACUGGCCGUGUAUGAAGAAGUGGAGUGUGGACUAUUUUUGUCAAGUCGCAGGGUGCCGCACAGUCCCUGUGGAGUUGGGUGCUCGGUACACAGACGAGGAAUGGUCUCAGCAGCUCAUGACUGUCAGUGACUUCAUCAGCCAGUGUAUCAUGGAUGAGAACAACGUAGGAUACCUUGCCCAGCACCAGCUUUUUGAUCAGAUCCCAGAACUGAAAGAAGAUAUCAGUAUCCCUGACUACUGCUGCUUGGGGGAAGGGGAAGAAGAUGACAUCACCAUUAAUGCUUGGUUUGGUCCAGGAGGCACAAUCUCACCUCUUCAUCAGGAUCCCCAGCAAAAUUUUUUAGCCCAGGUAUUUGGAAGAAAGUAUAUCCGUCUCUCUUCACCACAACAUUCAGAAAACCUGUACCCACAUGAGAGCCAAAUUCUUCACAACACUAGUCAGGUCGAUGUGGAAGAUCCAGACUUGACCAAGUUUCCAAAUUUCACAAAGGCUGCAUUUCAGUCCUGCAUUCUGAUGCCUGGACAGAUUCUGUUUAUUCCUGUUAAAUAUUGGCACUACGUGCGAUCACUUGAGCUCAGCUUCUCUGUUAGUUUCUGGUGGUCAUAGCUCUGAAAUGUAGUCAGCCACACUGAAACGGGAAUUAAAAAUCAGGGAAGCAGCAACUCUCUCAGGAGAGCUUAGAGGUGGAGCAAAAUCAAAAACCAACAAACUCUUGCUAAAGCAUGGAAAAGGAGUCACGAUGGGUAAGCGGAAAGAUGAUGCUGUAGCCACUUCAUUUUUGUAGAUGUUUCUAGUAACACCUAAAGAGCAUGUGUUAGGUCAUUAUCCUGUGUGUGCACCCCUCAGAAACAGCCUGUGUACAGGCACUGCCAGGGCUCUGCCUGAGCCUCUGUCUGAAAAACCAGGUCAGUGUUAUCUUCUACUUGGAUUUAGCAACACUAAACCCUGGAGUUAGCUAGAGAAAUGGUGCUACCUAGAGGUUAAAUACAUUAAAAAAUUAGGCUAACACCAAGCAAGGUACUAGUUUCCUGCAUGGAAGAAGUUACUCAUGUCCUGGUUCUGGCCAGGACAGGGUUAAUUUUUGCAGUAUCUGGCCCAGACCCAGAGGUUAUUCUGUACCACCUCAGCCAGCCACUGCUGUGGGCCAGGGGCUGGAAGGGGCUCCUUGGUCUCUUAAUGAUUGAGUUACACUUUCGUGUGAAUCUUUUGUCUCUCUUGUACACUUUGUUAUUGUUGCUAUUACUGCUCAUUUUCUUAUUCCAUUGCUGUUUCCAGUAAAUUGUUCUUUUUGCAA
Corvus hawaiiensis (hawaiian crow) is the source of this 2054-nucleotide messenger RNA. It is a transcript of the gene KDM8, whose product is annotated as lysine demethylase 8. Gene Ontology annotation, molecular function: histone H3K36 demethylase activity. The record is from RefSeq and is a predicted model, not a curated record. Bases 128 to 1366 code for a protein of 412 amino acids. NCBI's taxonomy places the organism in Eukaryota, Metazoa, Chordata, Aves, Passeriformes, Corvidae. The transcript has 7 exons. Gene Ontology annotation, cellular component: nucleus.